AUGGCGCAACCAAGCUUCCCUGGCGACGAUUCGACCAUCACACAUCUCGUCCACAACAUCGUCGAGGAGGCCGUGCGGUCCGUCGAGGGGGUUCCCAUUCCCCUGACCCCACGAACACCUACUCAGUGGCCCGUCGAGGAACUCGCUACCCGGGAAGCGUUGCGAUAUUCCAUUAGCUCCAGCAAAGUCAGGGAAUUGCUCGACUUCUCCGCUCUGUCGUAUGCCGAUGAACCCGACGACAAUCUGCUCUGUCCCAUUUGCAAGCUUCCCGUUGUUACUCCCAUCAUCACUCCCUGCGAUCAUACCUUCUGUCUCGAAUGCCUCAAGCGCCAUUUCCAUACGUCCGAUACAUGCCCCAUCGACCGGACUAAAUUCCGCGCCAGGGACUGCAAGACCUCGAGACUCCUGACCAACAUUCUCGAUAGUCUGGUUGUCGAGUGCCCCAAUACCGAGCGAGGAUGUGGUGAAACAAUGAAGCGCGAGGAAGUCGUCAAGCACGCCAUUAACUGCAGGUAUACGCUGCACAACUGUCCUGACAAGGCCUGCGAUAAGAGAGUGGAGCAGUGGCUGGCAGUCUCGGGCAAGUGCUGGCAUUUUGAGCAGACAUGCGAGUACUGCGAGGACAAGAUGGAAGCGGCCUCGAUGGCGGAUCACAUCAACAAGAAGUGCACCAAGAACACAGCAAACUGCACCGACUGCGGUGAGGCGAUUAAGCGGUCUGAAGUCAGCCAACACCGUGACAGCAGCUGUCCAGAGGCAUCGGUUCUCUGCAGGUACUCCCCUUACGGUUGCGUCUACAACGCUCUUCGCAAGGUCCUUGGUACCCACGAGGACGAGUGCAUCUUUAGAGUGGUCGCCGUCGUGGGCGAUAAGGUCAGGGUCCAAGAGAGGCAGAUCGAGAGGCUGCAGAAGCAGACGGAAGAGCAGGAAAGACAGAUUAUGGAGCUGAAGGACGAGCGACGGGAUUGCAUCUCGUGGGACGAUGUCUUCAACCUGAACAAUGUCCAAGGAGGACCAAAGUUCAAGCCCACCGAGGCUGUUAUGACGAUUUAUGAGGAUAUGGAACGCCGCAUGGAGGAACUCAAAAAGGAGUUCACCGACCUAGAAGGGCGGCAGACGGUCAUGGUCUUGAACCAGGUCAUGCCGAUCAAGGACCAGAUCACCGAGAUCAGGAGCAACCUAGGCAUACUGAAAAUGCACAUGGCUUGGCUCAUGAACAAGAGCCGCGAGGAAGUCGAGCGUAGCCGCCUGGCCAACCGCAGUGUCAGCAGCACCAGUCGGACACGCGGCAGCUCCGAUAGCGAUGGCGAAGCCGCCCCUUCAACGUCUCGGCGACUGAGCGACGGGUCGAACGGCAUCCCUCGCCUUUGA
Molecule: messenger RNA, 1371 nt
Organism: Colletotrichum spaethianum
Lineage: Eukaryota; Fungi; Ascomycota; Sordariomycetes; Glomerellales; Glomerellaceae
Product: tocopherol O-methyltransferase, chloroplastic
Exons: 2
Coding region: 1-1371 (456 amino acids)
Molecular function (GO): zinc ion binding
Source: RefSeq, a predicted model, not a curated record